AUGUGCAAAACAGAUGGUUAUCCCAUAAAUUGGCCACAACGUCGUUUACCAAUCAUUGAAUGUAUGACAGCAUUUACACCUGAUAUUCUAUGUAUACAGGAAUUACAUCCAUUAUUACAUGAUACUCUUAUAGAAGCAUUACCAACUCAUGCAUUUAUACAAGAUGAUUUUCCCGGUUGGCAAUAUGAAGGUAAUAUAUAUUGGAAUUCUAACAUGUUCAAUAUGUUAGAAUACGGAAUGGUUGAUAUUGGUAUAAUGGAACCAUUGCGACGUUUGUUUUGGGUACGAUUAACAAUUAAAAUAUCUACAAACGAAAAUGAACAACAAAGACAAUUACUUGUAGCAACUGCUCAUUAUACUUGGGAAGGCCAUGAAGAAGAGCGUAAAACAGAUAUUAAUUUACGUAAACAACAAAC
Rotaria sordida is the source of this 416-nucleotide messenger RNA. The record is from the annotation of a GenBank genome assembly. NCBI's taxonomy places the organism in Eukaryota, Metazoa, Rotifera, Eurotatoria, Philodinida, Philodinidae.